AUGACAGCAGAACCAAUCCCCAAAACCCAGACAGUCGCCCUUGUCCGUCAACUGGGUGGACCGGUCGAGUUCCAACAUGACUACCCCGUUCCGACUCCGGGACCAAACGAGGUUCUAGCCAAGGUGCUCUACACAGGUGUUUGUCAGAGUGACCUCCACACCAAAAGCGGCACCGCCGCCGGUGCAGACGGCAAACCCAUCACAAAGAUCAAACUGCCUCAUAUUGGGGGACAUGAAGGCGUUGGCCGCAUCAUCGCUCUGGGCCCCGGCUGCAGCGAUGAUCUCCGUAUCGGAGGCUUGGUCGGGAUUCGCUUCUCGAGCCGGAUCUGUCGCCGGUGCGAGUUCUGCCUCGCGGGCGUGGAGCAGUACUGCAUCAAGAGCACCAACCACUUGCAUCACGAGGAUGGUAGUUUCCAGGAGUAUAUCGCGCUGGACGCAGACUAUCUGACCAUCUUGCCGGAUGAUGUCGAUCCGAAGUUAAUUGGGCCGGUGUUAUGUGCGGGGGUGACAGCGUACAAGGCCGUUUUGAAUGCCAAUGUCAAGGUUGGGCAGUGGCUCGUCGUGGUGGGUGCCGGAGGUGGACUGGGACAUCUGGCAGUACAAUACGCCCGAGCACACGGAGCAUCUGUGAUCGGCGUCGACAAAGGAGACGACAAACGCGCAUUCGUCCUGUCCCUAGGCGCGGCCGAAUUCAUCGACUUCACCAAGACCCCCGACGUCAUCCAAGAAGUCCAGCGCAUCACUAACGGAGGUGCUCACGCGGUCGUCGUCACUGCCGGCAACGCAAAAGCCUUCGCCCAUGCGGCGGAGAUGCUGCGAGUCGGCGGCACGCUCAGCUGCGUCGGCAUUCCUCCCGGACGGCCGUUCCUCGAGACGCCCAUCUCGACGAUCGUGAUCAGGGGACUCAAAAUCACCGGCAACCUGGUUGGUUCGCUCAAGGAGUGUCUUGAAGCGGUCGAGUUGACCAGACGGGGCAUCGUAACGCCAAAUGUCAGCGUGCGGCCAUUCAAGGAGCUGCCGCAAGUGUACGAAGAACUCGAGAAGGGAGAUAUUUCUGGACGAAUCGUUCUGCAGGUGGCCAACUAG
Rasamsonia emersonii CBS 393.64 is the source of this 1086-nucleotide messenger RNA. Its product is annotated as Alcohol dehydrogenase. Gene Ontology annotation, molecular function: oxidoreductase activity; zinc ion binding. The record is from RefSeq and is a predicted model, not a curated record. The transcript is spliced from 4 exons. The coding region runs from base 1 to 1086 and encodes 361 amino acids. NCBI's taxonomy places the organism in Eukaryota, Fungi, Ascomycota, Eurotiomycetes, Eurotiales, Trichocomaceae.